UAAAAGAUGUCAAAGGUUUGAUACAAAGUACAGAUUUCUUACUAUGCCUACCAAGUGUUUGAUAAAAGGUGUGAAAGAGUUGUGCUGCAAAGCACAGACUUCUUGCUGCAUCUGCGAGCCUGAGCAUCUGAUAAUCUAAAUGCAGAAUCUCCAUUCACACGAUAGCUUGGUUGAUGCAAACAGCAAAAGGAUGGAAGCCUGUCAGACAGCCAAGAGACCAUCCCAACCAUGAACCCAGGAUCUGGUAAUCUAAGCCUUGCUUCUUCUGGUCGGCUGAGAACGAUCCUCUACGGUUCUGCCCAGUGAAGGUUUGAAACUGUUAAUCACGAUCUAGUCCCUUGGCCAUAGUUCAUCCACCAGGCUUGAUUUCCUGUCUCCUUAGAACUCAAGGAUACAGAGGUACGAGCCUAUAGAACAGAUCCUGUUCAAGUAAGGUCGUGUCCAUCCAUCUUCUUCAGUAAUUCAUAUUGGGGUAUCCGGCUUAAUAGGUCUCCGGUGUGGGACAAAUUUCCAUCUUUUAACAGUGUGUUCUUUGCGUUGUUUUGUCCAGUAUUCUUUCUGAUAUUGGUGAAGUUUAAUCACUGCACAGGUCUGUUUACCACCAUUAUCUCAACGCCUCUCGAGGUGUGAGAUCCAAACAGUAAAGAAUGGGUAUUUCAGCUCUGAUUUUGCCCCAAUAAUAACAGCAGAAUGCAUUUCUUGCUUGCAGAAUAAAAUGAUCCAAUACAGAAUCUCACAAAGCAUGAAAAAGGAUAAUGAAACAACUGCGUUUGCCGGGAGUUAAACCCGGGUCUAUUGCUUGGAAGGCAAUUAUCAUAACCGUUGGACUACAAACGCCAUUGCUGUGACAAGUUCUCGUGUUCCAUCCAAGUAUUGAUAAAAGGUAUGAAAGGGUUGAUGCAAAGUACAGAUUUCUUACUAUGCCUACCAAGUGUUUGAUAAAAGGUGUGAAAGGGUUGCUGCAAAGCACAGAUUUCUUGCUGCUUCUGCGAGCCUAGCAUCUGCUAUCUAAUUUCAGAACCUCCAUUCCCACGAUAGCUUUGAUGCAAACAGCAAAAAGAAGAAAGAAAUAUGAAAAAGAUUGGAAGCCUGUCAGACAGCCAAGAGACCAUCCCAACCAUGAACCCAUGGCUGAGAACGAUCCUCUACGGCUCAACCCAGUGAAGGUCUGGAGUUGUUAAUCACGCUCUAGUCUCUUGGCCAUAGUUCAUCCACCAGGCUUAGUUUCCUGUCUCCUCAGAACGCAAGGAUCCAGAGGUACGAGCCUAUAGAACAGAUCCUGUUCAAGUAAGGUCGUGCCCAGUUGUUUCCUUCAUCAACUUAUGUUUAGGACUAUUGUUUUCUAUGUGAGUAUGGUUAAGAGGAAUUGCCAAUUUGAGAUAUCACUAGGUGAAUCUUGCAUAUGUGUUUUUAGAGCAUGGUUCGAAUGUUGCCCCUAAUCGUCACAAUCCACUAUCGAGCUAACUAAAGGAGCCAAAGGAGUAGUCGCGCACAUCUCGAUCUGUCAAUCAGAAUCCCCGAGAAAACAUGGCCGCCAUAGCCGCCAAGUCAGUCUUCAGCUCUGCCGCCAUAUGUGCUCGGGCCGCCGCCACUUCAUCUAUCCGAACUGCUGCCACCAGAGCGGCCGCCGGAGCGAAGCGGAGGACUUCCGCGUCGCCCUUUGCCAUCCCCACUCAGAGACCUCUCACUUCGCGCAUUUUCAGGUCACCUGUGGAAUUGAGCUGUGUUAGAGUGGAAACUAUGCUACCGUAUCACACUGCAACUGCCUCUGCAUUGCUCAAUUCCAUGCUCUCAGUUGCGCCUCGCUGCUACGGAUGGACGCUUGAAGAUUGCAACGAUGGUGUAUGAUGAAUGUCAAAGGGUUCAAGCAAGGUUAUAUGCUCAUCAUCACUCUAGGAGAUUAUUGAAUAAGUAGAGUGCAGAAUAUGCAUGGUUGGAGGCAUAUCUCUUUUUGUUUGCAUGUGAUAUAUACUAGGGGCUUCAGAAUUCAGACCCUUGAUGAUCCAGAAUCUUUUGGAAAUGUUAUAAUUGGUUUGAUUUUAUCCUCUUUUCUGGGAUCAUUUAGCACUCUGUAUAAUCAUAUAUUCAUAUGUUUACUUAAUAAACGUGUUUUGGCCAAUUAUUUUGUGAUUAAUACAAGUAGUGAUGCUAAA
Ipomoea triloba (trilobed morning glory) is the source of this 2153-nucleotide messenger RNA. RefSeq names its product protein NUCLEAR FUSION DEFECTIVE 6, chloroplastic/mitochondrial-like. Gene Ontology annotation, cellular component: mitochondrion. The transcript has 5 exons. Bases 1528 to 1848 code for a protein of 106 amino acids. The record is from RefSeq and is a predicted model, not a curated record. NCBI's taxonomy places the organism in Eukaryota, Viridiplantae, Streptophyta, Magnoliopsida, Solanales, Convolvulaceae.